Orycteropus afer afer is the source of this 999-nucleotide messenger RNA. It is a transcript of the gene REM2, whose product is annotated as RRAD and GEM like GTPase 2. NCBI's taxonomy places the organism in Eukaryota, Metazoa, Chordata, Mammalia, Tubulidentata, Orycteropodidae. Gene Ontology annotation, cellular component: plasma membrane. The record is from RefSeq and is a predicted model, not a curated record. Gene Ontology annotation, molecular function: GTP binding; calcium channel regulator activity; GTPase activity.
AUGGACACAGACACAGAAACCACAGCACUCUGCCCCUCAGACAGCUGCCGAGGCUCCCCACCAGGGAUGCCCACGUCAGAAGUAGUUGCCACACUGCUGAAGAAGCCAGAGAAACUACUGGCAGGGUUGGACCGGAACACUCCAACCCCUGUCCCAGCAGCCCCCAGAAGAAGAGGCAGUAUGCCUGUCCCCUACAAGCACCAGCUGCGGCGGGCCCAGGCUGUAGAUGAACUCGACUGGCCACCUGAGGCCUCACCCUCUGACUCCUCUGACUCCCUGGGCUCAGGAGAAGCAGCUACAAACCAAAACGAUGGUGUCUUCAAGGUCAUGUUGGUGGGGGAGAGCGGCGUGGGCAAGAGCACCCUAGCAGGCACUUUUGGCGGUCUCCAAGGAGACAGUACUCAUGAGCCUGAGAACCCAGAGGACUCCUAUGAGAGACGAAUCAUGGUGGAUAAGGAGGAAGUGACUCUAGUUGUAUAUGACAUCUGGGAACAGGAAGAUGCAGGGGGGUGUCUGCGAGACCACUGCCUUCAGACCGGGGACGCCUUUCUCAUCGUCUUCUCAGUCACCGACCGGAGAAGCUUCUCCAAAGUUCCAGAAACCCUACUUCGUCUCCGGACUGAGAGGCCCCACCACGACCUGCCUGUCAUCCUCGUUGGCAACAAGAGCGACCUGGCCCGCUCCCGGGAAGUUUCACUGGAGGAGGGCCGCCACCUGGCCGGGACGCUGAGCUGCAAGCACAUUGAGACCUCUGCCGCGCUGCACCACAACACGCAAGAGCUCUUCGAGGGCGCCGUUCGCCAGAUCCGGCUGCGGCGGAGCCGGGGCCGCGCUAGGGCCCAGAGGCCCGAGCGAGGCAGCCCCGAGGGCCCCGCACCGCCAGCGCGCCGCGAGAGCCUCACCAAGAAGGCCAAGCGCUUCCUCGCCAACCUCGUGCCGCGCAACGCCAAGUUCUUCAAGCAGCGCUCCAGGUCGUGCCACGACCUCUCCGUGCUCUGA